Messenger RNA from Siniperca chuatsi (mandarin fish), 4858 nucleotides. It is a transcript of the gene cpap, whose product is annotated as centromere protein J. Gene Ontology annotation, biological process: cilium assembly; centriole elongation. Gene Ontology annotation, cellular component: nucleus; centriole; centrosome. The coding region runs from base 158 to 4186 and encodes 1342 amino acids. The transcript is spliced from 19 exons. The record is from RefSeq and is a predicted model, not a curated record. Gene Ontology annotation, molecular function: tubulin binding. Lineage: Eukaryota; Metazoa; Chordata; Actinopteri; Centrarchiformes; Sinipercidae.
UUUUUUUUUUUUUUUUUCUCUCGCGGGCUUUGUUUUGAGAUGGCGGCAGGUUUCGAAACUUCUAUUUGUUAUGUUUUUAUAACGCACGAUUUCCCAUCCAGUAACACCGCUUUUCGCCUAUGUUACAGCGAGCCGUACCUGAGACAACGCGGUCAUCAUGUCAUCUCCAGCCGGGCUUCAGUACUCCCAGGCAGACUUCUUAGCCCGGUGGAUGCCAAGUAGCACCAGAGCCGGGGUGAUCCUCAACCCGUGCCCGGACUUGGCUGGCUCCUUGAGCCACAUCUCUGCCGUGGGAUCCCCGCCCCUGGAGCCAGACGACUCCUUUGCCUCCGACUUCGCCCCUCUGCCCGCCUCCGCAGACAGCAGCUGCCUCGGUGUGCAUGGAUUUGCCCGGUCACCUGGAGGAGAGAGGGCUGGGACCGACAGGCCAGUGAACGGUCUGUCCUCUGUGCCUCCGAGAAAUUCAGAUGGAGAGUUGGACAGUUUGGAUGAGAUGGCAAGAAAAUCACAGGAUCUGCCCCUAAUGAUGAAGCUAGACCAGUUGAGGAAAUGGCAGCAGCACAUGCAGGAGCAGCUAAAAGCCCAUCAGUUGGAGGAGCUGGUUCGCCUCCAGGAGGAGCAGCAGAGGCUGCUGGGAAUGAUGAAUGGAUCCGAGGACUGCACAGGAGGGCUGUCAGGAGCAGGAUGGGGUGAGAACUCACUCCAGGGAGCCUAUCAUUACAGAGAGACCCUAUACAGCCCCUCUAUAAACUGUCAUGGGGUCCCACAGGGCUCCACCUGUGGCCUCCGACAGGAACACGACCUCUCACCAGCGGGGAGAAAGGAGCCGCUACCAAGAGGUCAAGAUUAUGAGGAGGUGGACAAGGACGAAGAGGGCACGUGGAACUCCAGAGAAGACGAUCAGGAACAGAGUGUGGAUACUAGCCAUGAUAAUAAGCACAAUGACAUGUUGAUACCAAGUGAUGGUGUGGCUUUGACUGAAGACAACAGCAGAAAAGAAGAUAAAGUCUUCCCUGACAGACCUAUAAAGCCGGGUAUCGGGGGUCAGAAGAAGUUUGAGGAGUUGUUGGAGGAGCAACUGAGGCUGGAGGAGCAGAGGCUGAAGUCUGCCCGGCAACAGCAGAGCCAAGAUGGAGCUGAAGCUGUACAAGCCCCUCCGAAGAGGACCUUUCUGAAGCGAGGCGAGGGCCUCUCAAGAUUUACCAACAAUCGCAAAGCCUCUUUACCAAAUAUGGAGGUGAAGAAGAACCCCAAACCACAACUCCAGGCCAGAGUAAUCUCUCGCAGCAACUCAGAGCCUGCAGCUAUCCAGAGAGGUGGCACAAAUGGCAUCCAGCGGCUUCCUGUCCAGCGUAAAACCGCCACACUCAACAAGGAAAACCGACUUAGAGAUGUCAGUUCGCCACAGUUGGACAUCAGAGUUGAGAGUAAGGCAGCACGGACGAAGGUUUUGGUUAGUCAUCAAAGACAAAACACAGAAGGAUCAGAGUCUAUUCAAACUGAUCCAGCGGGUAGACAAACCAAACAACGUCAACUGGGGCAAGUAAUGGAGCAGAAUAAUAGGAAAGCGGGUCUGUCAGCUCAGGCCGUGAGGAACCCUGGUCACAACACGCAGCCAAACCCUGUUACCAAACAGGUGGGCAUGUUAAGAGGGCCAGAGAAAGCUGAAAAUGAUGGCACUUGUGGUUCAAGAGUGGAAUCAGCAGCAGAAGGAGGAGGAGACGGAGUUCCACAGGAUUCGUUUGAGUUGUCGUUCCAGGAGAAGCUCCAGCGCUGGGAGUGUGACCGGCAGUUGGAAAGCAUGGAGCUGGGAGAGUUUGAGCUGCUGGAGCAAGCGGCCGAGGAGCUGUCAUUUUCGUCCAACUCCUCCUUUGUCAUGAAGGUUCUUCAGCUGGAUCAGCUGCAGGCUGCUAGGGGGCUCCACCCACGACGGCUUUCUUCCACCCCCAUCAAGUCACCCCCCCAAGGUGCACUUCAGAGGUGCAAUAGUGUGGGUAAAAGUGGUGGUUUGGCACGUAAAAGCAGUUCCAUGAACUCCGAUGCAUUUGUGUUGAAGAUAAGAGACGAUACACUCCAGGACAAAGUGAGCAUUGAGGAUAAGGAGGAACUGGACAGUGGGAGAGAAGACAAGCACGAGAACUCUGAUGUUUCAUCCUGUGGCGGCUCUGAAUUUGAAGACCAGGAAGUGGCGGUCAAACCACCUUUGUUUCCCAGCACCCUUUGCUUUCCUGCACAGUCUAACCCGCCAUAUGACAAGCGGUCGUAUCAGGACGAGGACAGUUGCAGGGAUUCAGAUGUGACACAAGUUGAUGAUGGGGACAGUGACAGCGUCUUAAGCAAUGCUGACGAGUCCACUCUGAUAGAGGACAAAGACCGGCAGCAGGGUAGAGUUGUGUUUGACGACAAUGACACGUGGAACGACCUGGAGGACACUGCAGUCUGCACAGCCAACGACAGUAGAGGAGUUUGUCCAGUUUCCAAGGCAACAGCCAAUGGAAUCUCACCACCGGAGCGGACUCUGUUGAGGAAGGUGGCAGUGAGCAAAGUUAUGGAGCUGGAUAAGGGCACGGUCAUUGGUUCUAAUCAGGAGCCAGAUCCUCCUCCUCCUCCUCCUCCUCCUCCUGCCUCCCAGCUCAUGACGAGGUUGUUCCCCUCGCUGAAGCCAAAGGCCCAGAAUGCACCUCUCCCUCCUCCUCCUCCUGCUGCUUCUGUUGCUCCUGAGUCCAAAAAGCCAGAGGAGACAGGCCAACAGGUCCAGUCUAGACUGCUGAGGGAGAGACUGGUUGAGCUGGAGAUUGAGAUCGAGAGAUUUAAGAAGGAGAAUGCUGCCCUCACCAAACUCAGACAGGAGAAUGAGAAAAACCAGGAAAAUCUCAGGAAAGAGCGUUUGGAGUUUGAGCAGAUGAAAGCAGAGGAGGUGGCCAAGUUUGAGGAGCACAAGAAAGAGGAGAACAGGAAAUUGCAGAAGGAGCGCAAAUUGUUUGAGAAGCAUGCAGCGGCUGCCAGAGCCAUACCCGACAAGAAGGAACGAGAGGAAAUCCAGGUGUUGAAGCAGCAGCUAAGCUCCCUGCAGGAGGAGCUGAGGCGGCGGGAGAGUCGCUGGGCCUCCACACACGGCCGGCUGCGGCAACAGAUCGACUCCCUCAGCCAGGAGAACAGUUCUCUCCAGGACGAGAUCCGUAUGUUGGAAAAGCUGCGCCUCUGUGCCUGGAAGGACAAAGGAACAAAAGACGGUCCCAAAAUAUUUGAAAACAAUGUGUUAUCUGUGACCAAAGGAGUGAAAUUUGCUAGUCCUCUUGACUCCAGAGGAAGCAGCAGCCCUCCACUGAGCUGCACAGCUGCAGCCACUAGAAGGAGCCCCAGGGAGAGCAGUCAGGGUGCUACAGCAGGGAUAAAGAGCAGCCUGAGGAGGCCAUCAGGGCCAGGCUCCUCGUCCCCAUCCUCCUCUUCCUCUACCUCCUCAUUGCCUGGCAGGAGGACAGAGCAGAGGUCAACACCCGCCAGCAAGAGCCAGGACAAACCACCAAACCAAGAACACUCGCACAACUGCUCUCCGAAAGGAGAUUCUCUGCCAAUAGAACCAGAGUGCAGUGAGGCCGAAGAGCCAGAAUCAACUCAGGAGGUUAUCACACACCCUGAUGGGAAGAUAGAGAAGGUUCUGGCCGGAGGCGAUCGCCUUAUUUCCUUCCCCAACGGGACCAGGAAGGAGGUUUCAGCAGACGGACAAACGGUCAAAGUCACCUUUUUCAACGGAGACACCAAACAGAUCACAGCCGACCAGAGAGUGAUCUACUACUACGCUGACGCCCAGACUACACACAUCACCUACCCAGAUGGCAUGGAGGUCCUGCACUUCCCCAACAACCAGACUGAAAAGCAUUUCCCAGAUGGUCGUAAGGAAAUCACCUUCCCAGACCAGACGGUCAAGAACCUGUUCCCCAACGGCAGGGAGGAGAGCGUGCUGACAGACGGGACCAUCAUACAAGUCAACCCGGACGGCACCAAAGAGAUCCAUUUCAACACAGGCCAGAAGGAGAUUCACACGGCCGACUACAAGAGGAGGGAGUAUCCAGACGGCACCGUGAAGACGGUCUACACUGACGGCAGGCAGGAAACCCGCUACCCCACCGGAAGGCUCAGGAUCAAAGACAAAGAUGGCAACGUCAUCCUGGACAACAAGGCGUAGAAACACGGUGUCUCAAAGAAAACACUAAACGUUUUUGGGUCCCAAGGCUUUAUUCAUACAACUAUGAUUCCCAGAGACAAAUUGCAAUAAGUCUCCAACAAAUCAGACUUAUUUGACCUCCAGGUGCUGCCAAAAUCUGAGGCAAAGCUACAGCUGAUAGUCCACAGUGAGUUUGAGGAAGUCAUAAGCCUUUUUAAUAGCAUUUUAAUUAUCAUUAUUUUAAUUUAUUUAUGCAUUCAACAUAUUGACCUCAAGGAUACACACAAUACAGUUUUUUUUUUUUUUAAACAGAAACUUUGUUUGCAAACUCCACAGGGCAUCUUCAGUGAUGCAAAGAAUAUGUUUUGGGUCUUGCAAGACCAUCGUUUGUUUGUGCCAGGAUAUUUUUUGGCUUAUGAUCUACUUCAUUCACAGUCUUUUAUAAAUCUGAAUAUUUUAAUAACUCAUGUUGUUUACAUUUUUGGUAAAGCCUGGGAGUAAUGAAAUAAAUACAGAAACAAAAUGUCGCCUGUGCAGCAGAUUCAAGCAGAACUGCCUCAGUGUGGUGUGAGUGAAGUGGUUUUAAGUGUUUGUUUACAACUAUUUUAAUUUGUAAAACUGUUAAAUACAUAUUUAUUUUCUUAGCUGACUAUUCUUUUGUAAAAUAAAUUUGAUCUUUUUUUGUUGUUUUUA